Molecule: messenger RNA, 1263 nt
Organism: Diaporthe amygdali
Lineage: Eukaryota; Fungi; Ascomycota; Sordariomycetes; Diaporthales; Diaporthaceae
Exons: 5
Coding region: 1-1263 (420 amino acids)
Biological process (GO): regulation of DNA-templated transcription; DNA-templated transcription
Cellular component (GO): nucleus
Molecular function (GO): zinc ion binding; DNA binding; DNA-binding transcription factor activity, RNA polymerase II-specific
Source: RefSeq, a predicted model, not a curated record
AUGGCAACAAGUACGAGAUGCAAGAGCGACCUGGCGUGCGAACAGUGCCGUCGCCGCAAGUCGAAGUGCGACCGUGUUCAGCCCCAGUGUGGUUCAUGCGCCCGGGCUGACACGGCAUGUGUUUUCGUCGAUGAAAGGCCGAAACGUGGUCCAAAGAAGGGACAACUUCGGGCAUUGAAGGCCCAGGUCGCCGCGUUGGAGCGCCAGCUCGCCGAACAAAGUAGUAUUGAGUACAUUUCCCCAAGCCAGCAAGAUGGAGAAAGUGGUCAACUGGAUGUGGAAGGGCUCGAACCAAACAUUCAUGCAGGUGUGCAUAUGGCUGUUGGGACGGUUGGCUGGCUGGACGAUUUGACGCCAACAUGGGAUGAUCAGCUAUUUGAGUUUCCAGAACCAGAUACGACUUCAGAAUCAUCAAACUUAACCUUGGUACCGGAAAGUCUAAGUCUGUCCGAUAUGAUGCGUGCCGACUUAGAUGCGCUAUACUUUGAAAGGGUUCACCCAUUCGCGCCCAUAAUUCACAAAGGGCGGUACUUCUCGUGGGCAGACCAGGAAACCCCAUCGCUAGUCCGUACGUCUUUGCGUCUAGCGAUGUGGACUCUUGCCGCCGCUAUUUCCACCCAAUUCCAGAAUCUAAGCCACAGGCUUUACGCUGCCACACGCCAGGCACUACACAAGUUGGACGGCAAUGAUCGUGACCUCCCUUGGACGACAGGCGACAUUCAGCUUGAGGAGAUACAGGCAUGGUUGCUGCUGGCCUAUUACGAGUUUGUUCGCAUGGAACGCCAUCACGUUCUACUUACGGCUGCCCGUGCGUUCCGCUUAGUGCAGCUGACGCAAUUACACGCUGUCGAUGCUUUGAAUACACCGACACACAAGGAUUCGCAGGUUGGUUCUCCUGGUUCCCUUCAAUCUGGUGACCCUUCAAACGCCCUACUGGAAGAGAAGAGGCGGACAUUCUGGUUGGCAUUCUGCUUUGAUCGACUCCUGAACGCACACGAUAGUUUGACGUUUACACUUCAAGAAGAGGUGAUUUACCUGAACCUCCCAGCUACUGAAACCAGCUUUCAAAAAUCUCAGCAAAGUCGCAAAGAUCUUCUGGCCGAGGCGAUCAUGGACUCGAGUAAGACCACUCUUACCCCAUUUGCCGAAAACGUUGUCCUAGCAGCAUUGUACGGCCGCUGUCUGACGCACCGGCGAUUAGCCAUUGCUACGGCGCUCAACGGAAAAAAGGCGAAUCCUGCCUCUGACGGAAAUAUCGCUUGA